UCUCCAAAAAAGAAGGAUGGCGGAGCUCUCAAAAUCAAAAAAGCCUUUUCCUCCCCACUAUUCAUUUGCACAGCGCAGUGCUUAUUUUCUCAUUUUUGCAUAUAUUUUCGUCGUAUAGUCGAGUAGGGUUUUGCAGACGAUUCGUCGGAAAGGAGUUCCCCUAAAUCGCCUCUUUCAGUGCGAAGAGUUAUUUUUUUACUGACUCGGUUAUUAUCUUCUCCGACUGGUUGUUGUUAUUGUUGCAGUUGUUGCAGAGUUGGAGGUGGUGAUACACCCAGACUAUCUCAUAUCUGGCUGCAGAUUACUUGUUUGAAGAAACAAUGGAUUGCAGUUCUGAAGAAAAUUCAGAUAUAGGUGAGUCUGAGAUAGAGGAGCAUGAAGAUAAAUCUUACAAAAAACUGAAGAAUGGAAAUUACCAAGUAAAGACCUCAGGAGAGAGUUUUAGAUGUCCUUUCUGCCCGGGGAAGAGGAAACGGGAUUAUCUCUAUAUGGAGAUUUUGCAACAUGCUGCUGGUUUGGGUACAGGUUCACACAAUAGGAGUGUCAAACAGAAGGCAAAUCAUUUGGCAUUGRAGAAAUAUUUGAAAACAGAAAUAGCUCCAGUAGGAGGUCCAUCAGAACGUGCAGCAGAGACUAAGCCUCCAACUGGACAUAACCAUGACGAGAAAUUUGUUUGGCCUUGGACAGGUAUUGUUGUUAACCUUCCAAUUGAAUGGAAAGAUGGAAGGUAUGUAGGAGAAAGUGGCUCCAGGCUUAGAGAUCAGUUAGCAAGGAGAGGGUUUAGCCCUGUUAGGGUCCAAUCUUUAUGGAAUCAUCGUGGUCAUUCAGGAACUGCCCUAGUAGAGUUCAAUAAAAACUGGCCUGGAUUUAAUGAUGCAAUGUCAUUUGAGAAAGCUUUCCAAGCUGAUCAUCAUGGGAAGAAAGAUUGGUAUGCAAGAGAACGCAGAGGAUCCAAUAUCUAUGCAUGGGUUGCCCGGGAUGAUGACUACAAAUCAACUGGUAUUAUAGGAGAACAUCUUCAAAAAAUAGGAGAUCUGAAAACCAUUUCUGAGAUUGUGGCAGAAGAAACAAGGAAGACAGACAAACUUGUUUCAAACCUGACCAACACGAUUGAAAUCAAGAAUAGACACUUAAAGGAAAUGGAAUGCAAGUUCAGUGAAACAUCCAUUUCUCUGAGCAUUUUGAUGGAUGAGAAAGACAAGCUUCAGCAAUCAUUUAACAAAGAGAUACAAAUGAUGCACCAGAGGACACAAGACCAUUUGCAUAAGAUUUAUAUGGAGCAUCAAAAGCUCAGGUCAGAUCUGGAAUCUCAAAGGAAAGAACUUGAACUACGUGGCAAAGAGUUGGAGAAGCGGGAGGCUCAAAAUGAAAGUGAGAGAAGAAAACUUUUUGAUGAAAGGAAAGAGAAUGCGAAAAAAAAUAUUUCGCUUGAAAUGGCAACUUUGGAGCAAAAGAAAGCUAACGAAAAUGUAUUGAGGCUCGUGGAAGACCAGAAGAGACAAAAAGAAGAUCUUCACAAAAGAAUAAUUCAACUAGAAAAGCAACUUGAUGCAAAACAAGCACUGGAAUUGGAAAUCGAGCGGUUGAGAGGGUCACUAAAUGUGAUGAAGCACAUUGAGGGGCGCAUGGGUGGGGAAGAAGAUAAGAAGGUUACAGAAAAAAUGGAGGAAAUGAUGAAUGAAUUGAAAGAGAAGGAAGAUGAACUAGAAGGUCUAGAAGCRUUAAAUCAAACUCUUGUAGUUAAGGAACGCAAGAGUAAUGAUGAGCUSGUGGAAGCACGCAAACAAUUAAUUGAGGGUUUGAAAGAUCUUACAUCAAAUCGUAAACCAUCAAAUUGUCUUAUUGGAAUAAAGAGGAUGGGAGAUCUUGAUAGUAAACCAUUUUUUGAGGCGGUCAAGCGUAAAUAUUCUGAAGAAGAGGCGCAGGAGAAGGCUGUAGAUCUUUGUUCGUUAUGGGAGGAGUACUUAAAAGAUCCACUGUGGCAUCCUUUCAAAAUGGUUAUGAUUAAUGGGAAGGAUGAGGAAAUAAUUAAUGAAGAUGAUGAAAAACUGAAAAGCUUAAAGAAUGAGUGGGGGGAAGAGGUGUGUAAGGCUGUUGUAACAGCCUUGAUGGAGAUCAACGAGUACAAUCCAAGUGGACGGUACACAAUAUCGGAGCUCUGGAAUUUGAAAGAAGGAAGGAAAGCAACGUUGAAAGAGGGUAUUGCGUAUAUACUAAAGCAAUGGAAACAGCACAAGCGGAAGAAAUAACCACAAAUGUUUUCACUUAACCGUAAUUUUCAUCAUAUUAGUUGAUGUUAGUAUGUUACCCUUAAAUUCACUUUUAUGGCCUGUGUAAAUAUAAGUGAUAUGAAAUGAUUUUUUUGAAGGUUAAUUAGUUAAAUAUACCCCGUGUAUUGACUAAACUACUUAAAUAUGCCACGUGGCUUUCAAAAUCAACAAAACUAAAUAUUCUUUGUCCA
This is a messenger RNA of Nelumbo nucifera (sacred lotus), 2461 nucleotides long. RefSeq names its product XH/XS domain-containing protein (gene IDN2). The record is from RefSeq and is a predicted model, not a curated record. Gene Ontology annotation, biological process: gene silencing by siRNA-directed DNA methylation. NCBI's taxonomy places the organism in Eukaryota, Viridiplantae, Streptophyta, Magnoliopsida, Proteales, Nelumbonaceae.